GUUACCGUGAAAGCAAGUUUAAAUCGAGAACCAACCGUACUACAGAUUUUCAUAGAACAUCGUAAAUGAGAAUAACAAUCUUUUAAAGAAAAAACACGAAAUAAAAAAACACAUAUUAAAUUCAGACAACUAAGUACAUAUCAGAAAAAAAAUUGUCGCGUAUCAAGUAAAUUAAUCGGACUGUGGUCGUUUUUUCCUGUGUGUAGCUCGCGUAAAUUCGAGUUUCGAAUUUUCAAAAGUUUUGUGCGCUCGCGAUCCCACAAAAUAGAAAAUCUAUUUAUCGUUUUAUGUGAGUUAUCAACUAAAGUGCUAACAAAAGUGUUUUAGUAACAGGAUAAAGAAGAGAAAAAAAACAAAACAAAAAAACAACCGAGAACAUUUCUCUUUUGCAAUUUUGGUGGUACAAAGAAAGAAAAAACACAUUACAUAAAAGAACAAGUGCGAAAAGUUUGGUUUCUUUUUUUUGCCUGGCUACAAAACCGCUAACAAACCCGUGGAUUAAAAGUUGUGGCUGCCUUCAGUUUUUGGCGAAUUCAGUUUAUUCAAUAAUCAAUUAGCUGGCGGUGAGAAGCGCACACUACACUAAGGGGAGAAAGUUAUUACCGAAACGUGUAAAAGAAAACGACUUUUGUUCAGUGCUUGUAAAAAUUCAAAAAUAGAUAACAAUUUUUUAUUUUUAUUUUUCAUCAAAGUGUGUUUGUGUUUCGAUCGGUGUGAAAAAAGAAUUGAAAAUUUAUAUCAAUAAUAAAGUUUUUAACAAUUUGCAAAGAGUUGAAUAGCAAAAAAAAAAAAACAAAGUUUCACGAAAAAGUGAUUUGAUACUUCGUAUUCUUUGGAUAUUUGGAUGGCAAAUUGAAAGAGGCCCGAAUGUGCGGUAAACCGGGCAGAUUUAAUUAAGAUUACAAAAAUAAGAAAAAAAAUUCAUUUGGGAAGAACCAUUUUGUUUUUGAAUUUAGAGAACAGUGGCACCACUGUGCUACAGGUGGUGACAAAAUGUGGGUGUCUUCAUUGACAUCGGCUCAUCGUUCAGCUACUGCUCAAUGCGGUGGUAGCCGUAACAAUGACAAACGAACAACAUCAACAGUUAAACAGCAUUUUCGGCCGUUCACAUGGAAUUUGGCGCUUAAUGUUUACGCUGCAAUUGUUCUACUUAAUACAUUUGGAUUAAUUUCGAAUUCGGUAGCACGUGCUGACACAUUCCAGUAUCCAGUUACAGCUCCGACCGGUAGCGGUUUAUUACCACCAGUAAAUAUAUCUGAAGUGCCAUGUCAGACUGGAAUGUUUCGAUGCCGGGAGGGUACGUGUAUACCGUCAUUGUGGGUGUGUAAUUAUCAAAAAGAUUGUAUGUGGGGAGAAGAUGAAUUUCAAUCGUGUCCCCCACCUGAAUGUGAUGCUGGUCAAAUAAAUUGUGGACAAUAUAUAUUUAAUAAGACAUACUGUAUGCCACCACACUAUCGCUGUGAUGGCGUGGUCGACUGCUCAGAUGGAAGUGACGAACAGGAUUGUACAUAUCGUAAUUGCCAAGCGGAUGACAUUCACUGCGGUUUGCCGAGUUCGACGUCGAGUAAGAAUGGUUAUUCGGCCGAUCCAUGUGUGCCAAAAGAGAAAAAAUGCGAUGGAUAUCUGGAUUGUCGUACCGGUCGUGAUGAGGACGGAUGUACCGGCGCAAGAUGUCGUUUGGAUCAAUUCCGCUGUGCUGACGGGAAAAAAUGUAUCGAUAACGCGUUAAAAUGUAAUCACAAAUCCGAUUGCGAUGACAAUAGUGACGAACAGGGUUGCAACUUCCCGCCAUGCCACGGAGGACAGUUCCGGUGUCAAAACGCUUUGUGUAUUCCGGCAACGUUUCACUGUGAUGGUUACCAUGACUGCAGUGACGAGUCUGAUGAAGCAAAUUGCACAGCAAUUGCGUGUCCAGAUAAUAAGUUCCUGUGUCCACGAGGUGGUCCAAAUGGCGCACCAAAAUGUAUCGCAAAAGCAUCACUUUGUGACGGAAAACAGGAUUGCGAGGAUAAUAGUGAUGAAGAAACAGCUUGCUCACAAACGGCCUGUGUAUCAUUGAGUUGUGAAUAUAAAUGUGCUUCAUCGUUAACCGGUGGCGUUUGCUAUUGUCCGCCUGGCCAAUCGUUGGCCAGCGAUAAUCGUUCCUGUACCGAUUUGGAUGAAUGCGCCGAAUGGGGUCAUUGUGAUCAGCUUUGUACAAAUACAGACGGUUCGUAUACAUGCUCUUGUGCGGCCGGUUAUACAUUGGUCGAUAAAUCUCGAUGCGGUGCACCGAAUUCAAGUGGUUUGGAAUUAAUUUUUGCCCACGAUAAUGCCGUUAUACGAAUGUCAAAUCACGGGCAAGAUGCUCGAAAUAUUGUGAAUGCAACGGGAGCCAGUGGUCUUGCGUAUCACAGUGCAAGAAAUUUAUUGUUUUGGUCGGACACAAAAACGCGAAAAGUCCAGUCGAUGCCAUUGAACGAAGGUGGUUUUGGUGGUACGGAUUUAUCGUUACCUGGAACAUGGGCACCAGUUGCAUUGGCCGUUGAUUGGAUCGGCGAUAAGCUUUAUGUGGCCGAUUUCAUUGGACAAAAAGUCGACGUAUUUGAAUUGGACAAUAAAUGGCAUGCCGUUGUGUUGGGUUCAAAUUUAACCAGUCCGGCCGAUUUAGCGUUGGAUCCAACGUCUGGUUUAAUGUUUGUUGCCGAUGGUGGACAAGUUUUGCGUGCCCAUAUGGAUGGAACGCAUGCCAGAGCUGUUGUUUCGGAAGCCGCUUACAAAGCCAGCGGUGUUGCUGUUGAUAUUAUCGCAAAACGUGUUUAUUGGUGUGAUUCAUUACUAGAUUACAUUGAAACGGUUGAUUAUGAUGGUUUACACCGUGUCAUGAUCUUAAGAGGUCAAAAUGUACCGAGCCCAAGUCGUUUGGGUCUAUUUGAAAAUCGUGUAUUUUGGACGGAUGCAACAAAACAAGGUAUUAUGUCAGUUGAUAAAUUCGAAGGCACUUCAAGCAUUCAAUCGAUUUUCAAGUCGAAAGAUAUUCGCGAACCAAAAGCCAUUAUCGCCGUUCAUCCAUUUUUACAGCCGCGCGUUUCAAAUCCAUGCGGUAAUAAUAAUGGUGGUUGUCAACAAAUGUGCAUUGUAACAGCGGUGAAAGGAGCACCAACUGGUUUGGGCUAUCGUUGCGCUUGUCACACCGGUCAUCAAUUAACCGCCGAUUUAAGAAAUUGUAAUUUGGUUGGUGAAUUUUUAAUGUACAGCCAACAACGUUUUAUCAAAGGAAAAGUGCUGGAACCGGUUAUCGAAGGUUUUAGCGAUGCUAUUUUACCGGUUGUUUCACGACGUGCUCGUUUUGUUGGUCUUGAUUUUGAUGCACGUGAUCAACAUAUUUACUAUUCGGAUGUAUUACAAGAUGUUAUUUAUCGUGUACAUCGCAAUGGAACCGGCCGUGAAAUUGUUUUGGCCUCACAAAAUGAAGGCGUCGAAGGAUUGGCCGUUGAUUGGGCAUCAAAGAAUUUGUAUUAUAUUGACAGUCGUAAAGGUACAUUGAAUGUACUGUCCACACGGAAUGUAACAUAUCGUCGAACAUUAUUGAAAAAUUUAAAGAGACCACGUGCUAUUGUGGUGCAUCCAAAUAAAGGAUAUAUUUUCUUCUCCGAAUGGGAUCGACCGGCCAAUAUAACACGUGCAAAUGCCGAUGGAAGUGGCAUUUUAGUAUUCAAGAAUGUAACACUGGGAUGGCCAAAUGGUUUGUCUAUUGAUUUUAAAGAGGACAGAGUUUAUUGGUGUGAUGCUUUACUAGAUCAUGUACAACAUGCAAAUCUUGAUGGUUCCGAUAUUAAAACAGUUAAUUCACGCUUAAUUAGACACCCAUUCUCAAUUGUAAUACACGAAGAAUGGAUGUAUAUCACUGAUUGGCGACUCGAUGCUAUCGUUCGCAUGCAUAAAUUAACCGGCGAACAAGAAGAAAUUAUGGUCAGAGAACCACAAACAAAUCGAUUGUAUGGCGUUAAAGUGUAUAGCUAUUCGGUGCAAACGGUUGAAGCAACACAACCAUGUGCCAUUAACAAUGGUGGUUGUGAGAAAAUUUGCUUUGCUGUACCAGUGAAUGGAUCACAUUUAUUGACGGUGAAAUGUGCAUGCCCGUAUGGUGAACGAAUUAAUGAUGACGGACAAACAUGUAUACCCGAUCCAAAUGCCGAACCACCGGUACUUGCAUGUCCAAACUCAUGGGAUUUCACGUGCAACAAUCAACGUUGCAUUCCAAAAUCAUGGCUAUGCGAUGGAGAUGAUGAUUGUCUCGACAACUCAGACGAAGAACAUAAUUGCACAAAGCCAACUUGUGGAUCGAACGAAUUCCAAUGUAAUUCGGGACGUUGUAUACCAUUGAGUUUCCGUUGCGAUCAAGAAAAUGACUGUGGUGAUCAUUCUGAUGAAUUCGAAUGUGGAAAUGUUACAUGCGCCGCGUCCCAAUUUGCCUGUGCUAAUGGACGGUGUAUUCCAAAUAUGUGGCGUUGCGACAGCGAAAACGAUUGUGGCGAUGGCUCUGACGAAGGUGAUUUCUGCGCUGAAAAAACGUGUGCUUACUUCCAAUUUACUUGUCCGCGAACUGGACACUGUAUACCACAGUCAUGGGUUUGCGAUGGCGAUGAUGACUGCUUUGACAAACAAGAUGAAAAAGAUUGUCCGCCGAUAUCGUGCUUAGCAAAUCAGUUUAAGUGUGCUGACCUGCGGCAAUGUGUAGAAGAAUCAUAUAAAUGCGAUGGCAUACCGGAUUGUAACGAUGGUAGCGAUGAAUUGGGUUGUCCAUCAAUGGGACCGAAUCAAUGUAAUCAAGAAAAACACUUCCGAUGCAAAUCGUCUGGUAUUUGUAUACCAAUUUCAUGGCAUUGUGAUGGUUCAAAUGACUGCGACGAUCAUUCUGAUGAAGAAGAAUGUGGUACAAUCUCAUGCCCAACCAAUUUCUACAAAUGUAAUAAUUCAAAUUGCGUAUUCAAAGCGUAUGUUUGUGAUGGCAAGGAUGAUUGCGGUGAUAAUAGUGACGAAAGUUCGAUACAUGCAUGCGUACCACCUCCGUUCAGAUGUCCAACCGGCCAAUGGUUGUGUCCAAAUGUGACCGGUCGCUGUGUGAAUAUGACAUCGGUUUGUGAUGGAAUCUAUGAUUGUCCAAACGGUGCUGAUGAAGGUCCUGGUUGUGAUUUAGCCGAAUGUCAACAUCAAUCCGGUUUAUGUUCGAAUGGAUGUCAGAAAACGCCAAACGGUGCAUUGUGCAUAUGUCCACCGGGUGAAGAGCUGAGCACUGACGGCUACACAUGUAAAGAUUUGAAUGAAUGUGAUCCGCCUGGUUUGUGUUCACAAACAUGUACGAAUACCAAAGGAUCUUACUUCUGUUCAUGUGUCGAUGGUUAUAUUUUGGAACCAAAUAAGCAUUCGUGUAAAGCUGUGAAUCAUACAGCCGCAUUCUUGAUCAUAUCAAAUCGUCAUUCGAUUUUGGUGGCCGAUUUGAAAGAGCAAGGCCUGGAACGUGUACCAAUUAUUGUUGAAAAUGUUGUGGCAACCGCAUCAAAUAUGCGAACCGGCACCAUAUUCUGGAGUGAUAUGAAAUUGAAAAAAAUUUCACGUUUGGAUCGUGGCAUGGAACCAAUUGACAUCAUAACAACUGGUUUGGAUUUGGUUGAAGGUCUUGCAUACGAUUGGAUUGGUCAGAAUUUGUAUUGGUUGGAUAGUAAAUUGAAUACGAUUGAAGUGUGCAGCGAAAUGGGUGCAAAUCGUUUGGUGCUUGUUCGUGAAAAUAUUACACAACCACGUGGCAUGUGCUUAGAUCCAGCACCGGGUGCACGAUGGAUUUUCUGGACCGAUUGGGGUGAAAAUCCACGCAUCGAACGUAUCGGUAUGGAUGGUACAAUGCGACAAACAAUCAUUAAUACGAAAAUUUAUUGGCCAAAUGGUUUGACUUUGGAUACGGCAACAAAACGUGUUUACUUUGCCGAUUCAAAACUGGAUUUCAUCGAUUUUUGUUAUUACAAUGGAACCGGACGUCAACAGGUGUUGGCAUCCAGUCAUUAUUUAUUGCAUCCACAUUCGUUAUCGCUGUUUGAAGACACGUUAUACUGGACCGAUCGUCAAUUAAAUCGAGUUUUAUCCGCACACAAAUUCAAAGGUGACAAUCAAACCGUUGUAUCGCACUUAAUUUCACAACCACUUUCGAUUCAUGUGCAUCAUCCAUCGUUGCAACCGAUUUUGUCAAAUCCAUGUGAAAAUGCACAUUGUGCGCACAUGUGCCUGCUCAGUCCAAGUUCAAAGAGCGGCUACACAUGCAAGUGCAAACCAGGCUAUCGUCUAUUGGAAUCAGAUGGAAAAUGUUUGCAAGAGGAGAAUUCGUAUUUGAUGGUGCUGAAGAGCAAUCAAAUUGUCGAUGUACCAUUGAAUGGUGGCGACGCAAGAGCCGGAGCAUUAACGCCAGUUGUUGGAAUCGAUGGUGGAAUCGUUUUAGAUUUCGAUCGUAAGGGUGAAAUGUUGUAUUGGGUACAAAGCAAGGGUGGCGAACAAGACGAUGAGAAUUGUACAAUUUAUGCAACACCAUACGGUGGUGGAAACAAGACUGAUUUCCUUGGAGCCGAUACCGGCAUUGUUGGUGCACCAUAUGUAAUUGCAUUCGAAUGGUUGGGACGCAAUUUGAUUAUUGGUAAUCGUAUGGCAAGCAACAUUGAAAUCAUUCGCGUUGAUGGCAAAGUAAAACAUCGUACAAUUUUAAUUGCAAACAACGGAAAUAAGACAUCAGUUGGUCGACCAAAGGCGAUUGCAUUAGAUCCAAAUGAUGGAAAAAUGUAUUGGAUUGAUGAUGGUGGUUCGGGUGUGCCAUCGAAAGUGGCACGAGCCAAUAUGGACGGUUCGAAUCCAAUAAUUUUAGUCGAAAAUGUCGAUCAUCUGGAAUCGAUUGCCGUCGAUACUGAUCGCAAGAUUGUUUACUACAGCACACAAAAUCCAGCUACUAUUAUGGCAGUCAAUACAGACGGUUCGAAUAAACGGGUUUUGCUCGAGGAAAAGGACCACAUUGCUCGGCCAAGAAGUUUAGGUGUUUUAGAGUCUCGAUUGUAUUUCCUCGAUCCAGUUUAUGAGAAAAUUGUUCGCGUCGAUUUGCCCAACGGUGAAAAUGCCAAAAUAAUCAUUGACAAUGAAGCGGAUUUGAAGGGAAUGAUAGUAUUCAAGAAACGUUCAACAAUGCUGCAUCCAUGUCAAUCGAAUAACGGCGGUUGCGAACACAUUUGUGUACCACAAGAGGGUGGCUUGAAAACGUGCUUGUGCGGCAUGGGCUAUCGCAAAGACGAUGAAAUGGCAUGCGUUCAAUACAAAACAUUUGCGGUUGUAUCACAAUUGGAUGUUACACGUGGUUACAGUUUGAAAGAUAGUGCCGAUGCGAUGCAGCCAAUUGCUGGUCCCGGUCAUCACAUUUUACAUGUCGAUGUUAUCUAUCGCGAUUCAUGGAUCUAUUGGGCGGAAUACAAUCGUGGCCAUUGGAAUGGAAUAUUCCGAAUUAGACCGAAUGGCACCGAAAUUCAACACAUUAUCAAAGAUGGCAUUGGCAGCAAUGGCAUUCGUGGUCUCACCAUCGAUUGGAUUGCCGGCAAUUUAUAUUUCACAAAUGUAUUCCCGCAUGAAAAUUACGUUGAAGUUUGUUGGGUUGAUGGAUCCAAUCGAAAGGUAAUUGUAAAGACAACCAGCGAUGCACCACGUGAAUUGGCUGUGAAUCCAAUAAAACGACUUUUGUACUGGAUCGAUUACGGACAAUAUCCACGUAUUGGAAAAGCCUAUUUGGACGGUUCGAAUUGGACACCGAUUGUAACAUCGGGAAUUUCAAAUCCACGCGAUUUAACCGUUGAUAUGUUAACGCACGAUGUGUAUUGGGUCGAUUCAAAAUUGGAUAUGAUUCAAAAGAUUUCGUACACCGGUGGUAAUCGUCAAAUUAUUCGCGGUAAUCUUCCGAAUCCAAUGGGCAUUGCCAUUCAUUUGGGCGAUGUAUAUUGGGUUGAUCGUAAUUUACAAGCCGUUUUCAAAGCAUCAAAACUCAUCGGAAACACCACGCUACCGACAAAAGUACGAACCAAUUUGGAGAAAUUACGUGACAUUGCCAUUUAUGAUAUAAACAAUCAACCGACCGAUGAGAAUAAUCCAUGCUUACGAUAUGGCAAUGGUGGUUGUGAUCAAUUGUGUUUCAGUUUUCCGCCGGAUGCAUCGCCAUCAUCGUCUCGGCCAAACUUCCGUUGCGAAUGUGCGACCGGUGUUUUGGCACAAGAUAACCGAAAAUGUGAUAUUGUUGAUGAGUACCUUGUAUUUGCUACACGCACCGAAAUUCGAGCCAUUAGCUUAGAUCCGCGUUCAACAAAUGUUCCAUUUAAACCGGUCAGCAAUUUAACAAAUGUUGUUGGCAUCGAUUUUGAUUUUGCAGACAAUAAAUUAUUCUUUACACAAAUCCGUCCAUGGGCAAAGAUUGCAUAUGCAAGUGCAGCACAACCGUCUUCGAGUAAUAUUGUGCCGGUGAUAAGCAAAGGAAUUAAUCCAGAGGGUAUUGCCUACGAUUGGACACAGAAAAAAGUCUAUUGGACAGACAGUUCAAAUAAUUCGAUUUAUGCAAUGAAUUUGGAUGGCAGCGAAUUGGUGAUGAUUGCACGAGUUGAACGUCCACGUGCUAUCGUUUUAGAUCCAUGCAAUGGUACAUUGUUCUUUACCGAUUGGGGACGAUUUGGUACGAGCGGCAAAAUCUUCAAAACAACAAUGGCCGGUUCGUUGAAACGAGCCAUCAUCGAUCGUGACUUGUCACAACCGAGCGGUUUGACCAUUGAUUAUGAUGAACGCAUGCUCUAUUGGACAGAUGCGGUACGUGAGAAAAUCGAACGAUCACAAUUGGAUGGAAAGGGUAGAGAAGUUUUAGUUGCUGCCACCAUUUAUCCAUUUGCUAUUACCGUGUUUAGAAACUAUAUUUAUUGGACCGAUUUACAAUUGCGCGGUGUUUAUCGAGCUGAAAAACAUACUGGUGCUAAUAUGAUUGAAAUGGUAAAACGGCUCGAUGAUUCACCACGCGACAUUCAAGUGUAUAGUACGUCACGACAAAAAUGCCAAGCAAAUCCAUGUGCACAAAAUAAUGGUGGAUGCACACACAGCUGUCAUCCGGGCAUGAAUGGCAAAGCUGAAUGUAGAUGUGACGAAAAUUCGAAAUUGGUCAACGAAGGACGAAUGUGCGUAUCCAAGAACUACACAUGUGAUGAAAGUCGAUUCUUAUGCAAAAAUGGCAAAUGUAUUUCAAGAAUGUGGGCUUGCGAUAACGACGACGAUUGCGGUGAUGGCAGUGACGAAGAUAAGAACUACUGCACAUUCCAUUCAUGUUCACCAAACGAAUACCGAUGUAAAAACGGACGUUGUAUCUUCAAUUCAUGGCGUUGUGAUCACGAAAACGAUUGUAAAGAUGGAUCGGAUGAGGAAAAUUGCACAUAUCCACCCUGUGUCGAUGGUGAAUUUACAUGUCUCAACGGCAGAUGUAUCCCACAAUCACAAGUUUGCAAUGGCGUUAACGAUUGCAAAGACAACGCAACAUCCGAUGAAACACACGAACGUUGUCCACAGAACACUACUUGUCCACCAAAUCAUCUUAAAUGCGAGAAAACCAACAUUUGCGUCGAACCAUACUGGCUUUGUGACGGCGACAAUGAUUGUGGUGACAAUUCAGACGAAGAUCCAUUGCAUUGUGCUCAACGAACCUGUCCACAGAACAGUUUCAGAUGUCCAAAUCAUAGAUGCAUCCCGGCCACUUGGUAUUGUGAUGGAGAUGAUGAUUGCGGAGAUGCAGCCGAUGAACCGCCAGAAUACUGUGAAUCUGAAGGUCGAACAUGCUUCGGUGAUCUCUUUACUUGCGACAAUGGCAAUUGUAUACCACGAAUUUACAUUUGUGAUGGUGAUAAUGAUUGUUUGGAUAACAGCGAUGAAGAUGAUCGUCAUCAAUGCAACAAUCGCAAAUGUGACGAAGAAACUGAGUUUACAUGCGAUGAAAAUAAAGCUUGGGGAAGAUCACAAUGUAUUCCAAAGAAAUGGAUUUGCGAUGGCGAUCCUGAUUGCGUUGACGGAGCUGAUGAAAAUGUGACGCUCCAUCAUUGUGCCACACCACAGCCAUGCGGUGAAGAUAUGUUUACAUGCGAAAAUGGACGCUGUAUCAACAAAGGAUGGUUGUGCGACCACGAUAACGAUUGUGGUGAUGGAAGUGACGAAGGCAAAUUCUGUAAUUCACAAUACAAAACAUGUUCACCUCAUGAAUUCACAUGCCAAAACUUCAAGUGUAUUCGUUCGCAGUAUCGCUGUGAUGGAGAAGAUGAUUGUGGCGAUAAAAGUGAUGAAGUGGGUUGUUCGAAGAAAGAUAAUAGCACAUGUGUGACUGGACAAUUUACAUGCAACAAUGGUCAAUGCAUCGAUUAUCAACUUGUUUGCAACAAAGUUGCCGAUUGUUCCGAUGAAUCGGAUGAGCCGCUUCAUUGCAACGUGGACGAAUGUGCUAAAGUUGAAAUUCAUCAAUGUGGACACAAAUGUGUUGAUACGCUCACUGGUUACUUCUGCGAUUGUAAUCAAGGAUACAAAUUACUUGCUGAUGGUAAAGCGUGUGCUGAUAUAGACGAAUGUCUCGAAACGCCAGGCGUAUGUUCACAGCACUGUUCCAACACACCAGGCGGCUAUUAUUGUAAAUGUGAUGAACGAUACUAUGAGCGUCAAAUUGAUGAGCAUACAUGCAAACGCAAAGACAGCACCAAACCAUGGGUUAUUUUUACAAAUAAAUAUUAUUUGCGAAAUAUGUCAGCGGAUGGUCAUCAAAUGAAUUUGGUGCAUCAAGAUUUAAUGAAUGUGGUUGCAUUAGAUUUUGAUAUCAAAGAAAAUUACAUGUAUUUCUGUGAUGUAACGGCAAAGACAAUUUUCCGUUCGAAAACCAUCGAUCCCGCUUCCGAAGAGAUACCAACCAAAGAGCCGGUCAUUCGUCAUGAUUCGCAUGGCUUAGAGGGUAUAUCGGUUGAUUGGGUGGGUCGUAAAUUGUACUGGCUUGAUCGACACUCAAAGAAUUUGGACGUCGCCGAAUUGGAUGGAACAAAACGCAAAACAUUGCGCAGUGGAAUUGUUGAUCCUCGUGCCAUUGUUGUGCAUCCAGGUAUCGGAUAUUUGUACUUUACAUCAUGGCACUUGCAGGCAUACAUUGCCAAAAUGGGAAUGGAUGGUUCGAAUUUCACACGAAUUUUGACAUGGGAAGAUGAUAUCGCCUGGCCAAAUGCUUUAACUAUUGAUUUCUUCACCGAUCGCAUCUAUUGGGCUGACGCUCAUUUGGAUUACAUUGCGUUCGCUGAUUUGGAGGGUCGUCAUCGACACAUUGUCAUGUCUGGUACUAAGGUUCCGCAUGUUUUCGCUUUGUCACUAUUCGAUGAUAUGCUCUAUUGGACCGAUUGGAAUUUGAAAGCAAUUAUGCGAGCAAAUAAAUUCACUGGAAAAGAACUACAAGUAUUGAGAAACACAACACAUCGACCGUAUGACAUUCAUGUGCAUCAUCCAUUGAGACAAGUUGCAUACACAAAUCCAUGCGGUGAUUCGAACGGAGGAUGUUCACAUUUGUGUUUGUUGGCACCACCAGCCGAAUCGACCUAUCUCAACAUUGAAGGAUACAUUGAAGAAGGAGCACCAAGCUAUAAAUGCGCUUGUCCAAAUCAAUUCUAUCUGGCACGAGAUUCAAAAACUUGCAUCGCCAACUGUACCGCCGGACAACAUCGUUGUGGUGGUGAUGACGAGAAAUGUAUUCCUUGGUUCUGGAAAUGUGACGGCGAAAAAGACUGCAAGGACGGAAGCGAUGAACCAACCUCAUGUGCACCGCGACAUUGUCGUGCCGGAACAUUCCAAUGCGGUAACACAAAUUGUACACCUUCAGCAACGAUUUGUGAUGGUACGGACGAUUGUGGCGAUGGAAGCGAUGAACGAAACUGUAACUUGCCUUGCCCAGAUUCAGAUUUCAAGUGCAAACAAAGCGGACGAUGCAUUUUGUCGAGCUGGUCUUGUGAUGGUGAGCCCGACUGUAAUGAUGGUAGCGAUGAAGAUCCGCAUGUCUGCACAAACCGAAAAUGUGAUCCAGAAACAGAAUUUACUUGCAAGAAUGGUCGUUGUAUUGCUAAACUGUGGAUGUGUGACUUCGAUAAUGAUUGUGGUGAUGAUUCAGAUGAACCGGCUUACAUGUGUCGCCAACGAAAUUGUACAACUGGAUGGCAACGGUGUCCAGGUCAGUCGAACUAUCGAUGCAUACCAAAAUGGUUAUUCUGCGAUGGAAAAGAUGAUUGUAGAGACAACAGCGAUGAAUUGCCAGAAAAUUGUCCGGUGUGCAACAGUGAGACUGAUUUCAAAUGCUCGAACAACAGAUGUAUUCCAAAACAAUGGACUUGCGAUUUUAGCGAUGAUUGCGGUGAUGGAAGUGAUGAAACCGAAGCUCAGUGCAAAGGCAAAUAUCGUGAGUGCUCCGAAUCUGAAUUCCGUUGUACAAAUGGCAAGUGCAUAUCAUCAAGAUGGCGUUGUGAUCAUGAAGAUGAUUGUGGUGACUCGAGCGAUGAAAUGAAUUGUGAAAACUAUCAGUGCAAGAAUGGAACGUUCCAAUGCGCUUCUGGUCAUUGUAUUGCUGCUCAUUUCCGAUGCGAUGGUGACAGAGAUUGCCGUGACAUGAGCGACGAAGCGAACUGUCCAGCUCGAUUCCCAGGCGGUCGUUAUUGUCCUGAAUCUAGAUUCCAAUGUGGUAAUCAUCUCUGCGUUGCCAUGUCUGAUCUUUGUGACGGUACGGAUGAUUGUGGCGAUCAAUCUGAUGAAGCGCCAUCUGUUUGCUCCAAUUUCAAUUGUGAUACAUUACGUCGAUUCCAAUGCGAUAAUCAUCGUUGCAUUGCACGAUAUCAAAUUUGCGACGGUGUCGAUAAUUGCGGUGACGGAAGUGAUGAGAACAAUAUGACAUUGUGUGCAACGAAACAGAAGCCAUGCGAUCAAAUCAAUCAAUUCAAGUGCGCCAAUAAGAAAUGCAUUGACAGAAAGAACGUGUGCGAUUUUGCAGAUGACUGCGGUGACAAAUCCGAUGAAUUGGGCUGUCAUCAUACAUUGCAUUGUGGAGCUACCGACGUUGGUGGUGGUUGUGAACAGCAUUGUGCAAAUUUAACAGACGGUGGAUACAUUUGUCAUUGCUUCAACGGCUAUAUAAUAUCGGAUGAUAAUCGAAAGAAAUGUGUCGAUAUUGAUGAAUGUGCAACCGGACAUCAUACAUGCAGUCACAUGUGUAAGAACCUGAACGGAACAUACUCAUGUUCAUGUCGCGAUGGAUUCCGUGCAUCGGACGGUUUGUCAGGUGUUUGCCGUGCAAUAAAAGAAGAUAUAACGCUGGUGUUUGCAAAUGGAGAUGAAAUUCGAGCAUUAGAUUUGACAAAACAAGAUGAAUUCGAUGUGAUACAGUCUGAAAAACGAAUCGAAGCAUUGGAUUACAACACUGAAACCCAAAUAAUCUUCUGGGCCGAUAGCUACGAUAAGACAAUCAAACGAUCGUAUAUGGUGAAUGCGCAAAAUGGCCAAGCAAAGAUUGGAUUCGCACAGGAUUUGAAUAUGAAAGGAAAUUCAAAACCAACCGCCGUCGCUGUUGAUUGGGUGGCCGAUAAUUUGUAUUGGACUGAAGUUGAUCGAACCGGAACAAAACCACGUGGUCGUGUACUUGUUGCCAAAACAGACGGUCGUUAUCGUCGAGCACUUGUGAGUGCCGGUUUAGAAGUACCAACAUCAAUUGCAGUGAAUCCACAAUUGGGACGAAUGUACUGGGGCGAUGCUGGUGGUGCGCCGAAAAUUGAAGUCUCAUGGAUGGAUGGCUCGAAGCGAAGACCAUUGAUUACAGAUGCCAUUCGUCAUCCAGCCGGUAUAACCAUCGAUUAUGCACAAGAUCAUCAAAUUUACUGGGUCGAUACCAAAUUAAACACGAUCGAAACAAUGCGACCGGAUGGCACUUUGAGAACCUCAAUUUUAAAAGGUGAAAACCUACGUCAUCCAAUUGCAUUGGAUGUUUUUGAAUCGAAUGUUUACUGGGCAACACGUGACACUGGUGAAUUGGUGCGACAAGAUAAAUUCGGUCGUGGUGUUCCGGUUACAUUACAAAAGAAUCUAGUGAAUCCAUCGGGCAUUAAAGUUUACCACGAAAUGCGAUACAAUACAUCGCUGAAGAAUCCAUGCUUUAAGAGUGGAUGUUCGCAUUUGUGUUUGCUUGUACCAGGUGGCCGACGAUGUGCUUGUCCAGAUAAUACAGCACCGAUGACGUCACAUCGCAGUACCGUCGAAGUGAUUUGUGAUGCGGCCGCUGAAAGACCACGACCAUCACCACGAAUUUGCCCAUGCCAAAAUGGUGGUGUGUGUCAAGAAGAUGACUCCGGUGAUUUGAUGUGCGUAUGCUUACCAGAUUUUGCUGGUGCAAAUUGUGAACGCUCAAUGGGCAGCUCAUACAGUCAUGGAGGCGGUGCCUUUGCAGCUGUUUUUGUUCCAAUCAUGGUUAUCGCUUUAGUGUCGCUAGCUGGAGCUGGCGUUUGGUAUGUCAUCCGAAAGAGACCAUUUGGUAAAAUGGCAAGAUUGAGCAGCUUAUCACCAUCGCAAAGCGUUUCAUUCCGUCACGGAACGAAUGUGGAAUUCAAUUCGCCAAACUUUAAUCAAGCAACAAAUGGACCGCUCGAUCCAAAUGUGCCGCCAAUGGAAGGAUAUAAUUUACAAGCAGUCAGUCAUAAAACGAGAGAUUUCUCGAAUCCAAUGUACGACGCCGUACAAUCGGGUACAACGGUCGAUCCCACAUUAGGAAAUGGCUCUGGAAUUUAUGAAGUGCCAACAGAUGUAACAAAAGAUGGAAAAAUAUCGGGUUCAAACAGUAGUCAUGGACCAUUCACUGAACCAGUAUCAGCAAUUCUAGCGCCAAGUAGUAUAACCCAUAAAACAUCACCAACGCUACAAUUAAAAACUAGAAAAUUAGAUCCAUCAGCCGACACCGGUAAAGACACACAACAACUGGUCGAAGAGGAUAAGUCGGAUUGCUGAUAUUAUUUAUGGUUUAGGUUAGGUCGAUAAGCCAAACAAAAUACAAACAUCCGUGGCGUAUGUGAAAAAGAAAAAAAUUCGCCAAAAUAAUAACAACAACAAAAAAAAAACAAUUUCUAUGAACGAAAAUCAAAAUUUUCAAAUAGGAAACAUAAGUGAAUCUAUGAUGUAAAAUCAAUAGAAGCAUGCAAACAAUGGUUGAUCUAAAGCUGUAGUAGCAAAUUUUUUGUUGCAAAAAAAAAACAUUGACAACUGACGUAGACAAAUUUUUACUAUAUACAUAUAUAUAUCAAUUCGAUUCGCGAAGAAAAACCUUAAAACAAUUUUCAUCGAUUCAAUUUCAAUUGCGAUCUGACAACAACAAAAAAAAAACAACUCGAGAGAGAGCGCAUAAUAUAUCCUCCUCUCGAAAACAUUCUAAAAG
Messenger RNA from Contarinia nasturtii (swede midge), 15499 nucleotides. RefSeq names its product low-density lipoprotein receptor-related protein 2 (gene mgl). NCBI's taxonomy places the organism in Eukaryota, Metazoa, Arthropoda, Insecta, Diptera, Cecidomyiidae. The record is from RefSeq and is a predicted model, not a curated record. The transcript has 50 exons. The coding region runs from base 994 to 15075 and encodes 4693 amino acids. Gene Ontology annotation, molecular function: protein binding; calcium ion binding.